AGUCUGGGCCGCUGGGUGCAGAGGCUGCCGCAGCCCCAGUGGCUACCGCCACCUCCCCCAACCCCCAUCCCCAUUGUCUCCCACUCCACCCGGCCCUCCACCUCCCCUACAACCAUGGCGCAUGAAGCCGGGAGAAGCUCUCUUCUCAGGGGGCCCUGCGGGGAGCCAGCGGAGCUUGGAGGUGAUGCUAGCGAGGAGGACCACCCCCAAGUCUGUGCCAAAUGCUGCGCACAAUUCACUAACCCGACUGAAUUCCUCGCUCACCAGAAUGCGUGUUCUACUGAACCCCCUGUAAUGGUGAUAAUUGGAGGCCAGGAGAACCCCAACAACUCUUUGACCUCUUCUGAACCCCGUCCUGAAGGCCACAACAGUCCUCAGGUCAUGGAGGCAGAGCACAGCAACCCCUCGGAUUCUGGAUCCUCGGUGCCCACAGAUCCCACCUGGGGGGCAGAGCGGAGAGGAGAGGAAUCUGCAGGGCAUUUCCUGGUGGCUGCCACAGGGGCAGAAACGCCCAAGCAGGCUUUCUUCCACCUUUAUCAUCCGCUGGGGUCACAGCACCCUUUUUCUGCUGGAGGGGUUGGGCGAAGCCACAAACCCACACCUGCCCCCUCCCCAGCCCUGCCAGGGAGCACAGAUCAGCUGAUUGCCUCACCUCACCUGGCAUUCCCAGGCACCACGGGACUACUGGCAGCACAGUGUCUUGGGGCAGCUCGAGGCCUCGAGGCUACUGCCUCUCCAGGGCUCCUGAAGCCAAAGAACGGAAGUGGUGAGCUGGGCUAUGGGGAAGUGAUGGGUCCCUUGGAGAAGCCUGGUGGACGGCACAAAUGCCGCUUUUGUGCCAAAGUAUUUGGCAGUGACAGUGCCCUGCAGAUCCACCUGCGUUCACACACAGGUGAGAGGCCCUAUAAAUGUAACGUCUGUGGCAACCGCUUUACCACCCGCGGCAACCUCAAAGUACAUUUUCACCGGCAUCGUGAGAAGUACCCGCAUGUACAGAUGAACCCUCACCCGGUGCCAGAGCACCUAGACUAUGUCAUCACCAGCAGUGGCCUGCCCUAUGGUAUGUCCGUGCCACCAGAGAAGGCCGAGGAGGAGGCAGCCAUGCCAGGUGGAGGUGUGGAACGCAAGCCUCUGGUGGCCUCCACCACAGCACUCAGUGCCACAGAGAGCCUGACACUGCUGUCCACCGGUGCAGGCACAGCCGCAGCUCCUGCACUCCCUGCUUUCAAUAAGUUUGUGCUCAUGAAAGCAGUAGAGCCAAAGAGUAAAGCUGAUGAAAAUACUCCUCCAGGGACUGAGGCCUCUGCUAUUGCAGCAGUGACAGAAAGUGGCACAGCAACUCGCAUGCAACUAAGUAAGUUGGUGACUUCACUUCCCAGCUGGGCACUGCUUACCAACCACUUUAAGUCCACAGGGAGCUUCCCCUUCCCCUAUGUGCUAGAGCCCUUGGGGGCCUCACCCUCUGAGACGUCGAAGCUGCAGCAACUGGUAGAAAAGAUCGACCGACAGGGAGCCAUAGCAGUGGCUUCUACCACCUCAGGAGCCGCCACCACCUCUGCCCCUGCAGCUUCCUCUUCAGCCUCAUCUGGACCUAACCAGUGUGUCAUCUGCCUCCGGGUGCUGAGCUGUCCUCGAGCACUGCGCCUACAUUAUGGCCAACAUGGAGGUGAGCGGCCCUUCAAAUGCAAAGUGUGUGGCAGAGCUUUUUCCACCCGGGGCAAUCUGCGUGCACAUUUCGUGGGCCACAAAGCCAGUCCAGCUGCUCGAGCCCAGAACUCCUGCCCCAUCUGCCAGAAGAAGUUCACCAAUGCGGUGUCUCUGCAGCAGCAUGUUCGGAUGCACCUGGGGGGCCAAAUUCCCAAUGGUGGUACCACGCUCCCUGAAGGUGGGGUAGCUGCCCAGGAGAAUGGCUCUGAGCAAUCUACCAUCUCUGGGGCAGGGGGCUUCCCCCAGCAGCCAUCCCAGCAGCCAUCCCCAGAAGAGGAGUUGUCUGAAGAGGAGGAGGAGGAAGAGGAAGAAGAGGAGGAUGUGACUGAUGAAGAUUCUCUGGCAGGAAGAGGCUCAGAGAGUGGAGGUGAGAAAGCAAUAUCAGUGCGAGGUGAUUCCGAAGAGGCAUCUGGGGCAGAGGAGGAAGUGGGGAUGGUGGUGGCAGCAGCCACAGCUGGAAAGGAGAUGGACAAGAGUGAGAAAGGGAUUCAACCUCCUUCUCUGCCUCCACCACCGCCGCCACCACUGCCACCACCUCCACCACCAGACAGCCUGGAUCAAACACAGCUGAAGGAGCAGGGAGGCGGUGAUGUUGCAGGAGGCAUGGAAGAUGGGGGCAAACUGGAGAGAAGCUCAAGCCCAACGGCAGCACUCACCCUUGAAGGGGAAGGCAGCAGCACCACCUUGGUGGAGGAGCUGAGCAAGCAGGAAGUAAUGAGAAAUGAGCCAAGAGAGAGCAGUAGCAGAAAGGCCUGUGAGGUGUGUGGCCAAACCUUUCCCACCCAGGCAGCUCUGGAGGAGCAUCAGAAGACCCACCCCAAGGAGGGGCCACUCCUCACUUGUGUUUUCUGCAGGCAGGGCUUUCUCGAGCGGGCUACCCUCAAGAAGCAUAUGCUGCUGGCUCACCACCAGCAGCACGUGGCUUUCCUGUCAAGUGACCUGCCCGCCACGCCUGUGAGUUCCAUCUCCACCUCAGCACCACCAGUGCUCUUUGGCCCAAGAACUGUGGCUGGGAAGGUGCCUCCAGCCACAAGAUUCAGAGAUGUCAAAGAGAAAAGAGCCUUCUUAUUUCAGUCUCCUGCAUCCAAGGUAGUGCCUGAACAGCUUAUCAUAAAAGAAAAGUAGCAAACUGUACAUUCCUUCUCCUUCCCCCUGCUCCAGAAGGUGCUAGCAAUGAAGCUACAGCAAUAUCUGUAUCUGUGGCUCAGCCCUAGAGGUAGGGAGAAAUGAAGGGCAUACUCUUGCCAGUAAGCUCCUUGAAAAUCACAUUAAGGCACAGGUCAAUAUGCUAAGACAUCUCCAGCUUCUCAUAUUCCUUCAUCAUUGCCUCUCAAAGUUAGGAAACCAGUGGAUUUCUUACCAAGAGGUCUCCCAUGGAAUCUUUUAGGAAAUGUAAAGUUAGCUCAUAUCUUUAACAAGCACUGUCAGUGAGGGUAGUUGAAGAAGUAAUGAUGGAGAGUUGAGGAGUAUUGCUUAAGUAUAGAGAUUUAAAUUGGGAACAUGAUGUGAUCAAGAAAGGGACAUGAUGUAAGGGAGUGGACCUCAAAUUCUUGAUUGGAUGGAGCUCAUGAAUAUUCUUUUGGACUAAUAGUAACUUAGUAUGCAGCAGUACACCAUGGAUCAUGGGAGAUUUCCUAGCACUAGUGUGCUUCUAGUUUUAGAUAACUUCCUCCUUUAUACCUUGGCCCCUUGUAUUUUCCUCUCAAGACCCAUUUCCUUCCCAUUUUGCCUGUCCAUGAACCGGGGCUUAUGUCUUUACUACUGUCUGGUUCUUUGAGUCUCAGACUUUGGGAGAUGAGCUCCAGGUGGUGUCCUCCCUGCCUCUCCAUCUUAUAAUGAGAUGUAGUAUUUACUCUUAACAUAGGAUCAUUUGGAACAGUUCUGAGGAGGAGAAAGUGUUGGUUCUGCUAGUGACUGACUUGAAUGAUGGCUUCUCCUCCGAAGGCGUAGGCUCCAGAGCUUCCUAACAUAGUAAAAUGUGAAGAGCAGACAAGGGAGAUGGU
Messenger RNA from Molossus molossus (Pallas's mastiff bat), 3710 nucleotides. RefSeq names its product spalt like transcription factor 2 (gene SALL2). Gene Ontology annotation, cellular component: nucleus. Bases 115 to 2832 code for a protein of 905 amino acids. Lineage: Eukaryota; Metazoa; Chordata; Mammalia; Chiroptera; Molossidae. The record is from RefSeq and is a predicted model, not a curated record. The transcript is spliced from 4 exons. Gene Ontology annotation, biological process: regulation of transcription by RNA polymerase II. Gene Ontology annotation, molecular function: DNA-binding transcription factor activity, RNA polymerase II-specific; RNA polymerase II cis-regulatory region sequence-specific DNA binding.